Eupeodes corollae is the source of this 1950-nucleotide messenger RNA. RefSeq names its product nose resistant to fluoxetine protein 6-like. The transcript has 10 exons. Lineage: Eukaryota; Metazoa; Arthropoda; Insecta; Diptera; Syrphidae. Bases 1 to 1950 code for a protein of 649 amino acids. The record is from RefSeq and is a predicted model, not a curated record. Gene Ontology annotation, molecular function: acyltransferase activity, transferring groups other than amino-acyl groups.
AUGGACUCUGAAAAAUGCUUGUUGAGUCUUCAGGCAAUAAUAAAACGAUUUCCAAGUCCCGAAGUCGUACCAUUUUUCGACUCGUGGGGUAAAAUUCCCUCGGGGGUUAUUAUGGGAAAUAACUAUGAAAUUGGGAAUUUUGAUCAAUGUGUCAGGACAUCUGUAAAUUUAAGCGAUUUUAACGGUGGCGGUGAUGUCAUAGAUGCCCAAUAUUGCUUUUUAGAAGUGCCCUUAAAAAAUCCAUUAGCUAAAAAAGCCGAGAUUCCCGACUGGGGUGCACCACCGACGACACUAGCAGAAUCUGAAUAUCGCUUAAAGUAUCGAAAUGGAUUAAAUAUUGGAAUUUGUGUGCCAAAUAGUUGCAGUCCAAGUUUUCUGGAACAUGUUUUUGAAAAAGCUGCCAAUCGAGUUCCCUAUGGACUACUCUUAGAUCUCUCAGUCUCGAGGUGCACAGAAGGAAGAACUCCUCCUCUAAAGGCAAUCAAUAUUGUUGGAAUAACUGUUUUCGGAAUAUUCACUGGAUUAAUGGUAUUGAGCUCGUUAUACGACUUCUUGAUGUCUUAUUUCGAAAAAUCACCAGUACCAAUUUUUCUGGCGUUCUCUGUACUGACUAAUGGGAAAAAACUCUUCGCGUAUAAUCUUCAGAAAUCACCAAAUGCAAUUACAUGUCUCACAGGAAUUCGAGUUCUAUCGAUGACUUGGGUGAUCUACUGUCACACUUAUAUGACAAGUGCACUGUUUCCUGCCAUUAAUAGUUCUCACUUAAUAACGUGGUACAAGGAGUUAUGGUCCAUGCACAUUCUUCAUGGAACAGUAUCAGUGGAUUCGUUCUUCUUCAUCAGUGGACUUCUUGUAGCUUGGUUGGGAUUUAAAGAACUUGAUAGAACGAAUGGAAAACUUAAUGUCAUUAUGAUGUAUGUUCAUCGGUACAUCCGACUAACACCUGUUGUUGGUGCUGUUUUGCUGUUCGCCUUCAGCAUAAAUCCAAUUCUCUAUACGGGACCGUUUAAGUAUGUUUCACUUGGAAAAAAUGAAUGUGACAGUUCGAAUUGGUGGCCAAUUCUACUUUAUAUUUCGAACUAUUUUAGAGUAUCCUCUUGCUUCGAUCAAACCUGGUACUUAGCUGUGGAUUUUCAACUUUAUGUGCUGUCUCCAUUACUUCUGAUUCCAAUGUGGAAAUGGGGAAAGAAAUUCGCACCUGUCUUGAUUCUCAUUUGUCUACUUUCAAUUGGAAGUGUUAUGUUUGUUUACAUAUCAAAAGGAUUCACAAGUCUUAUUACUGGAACAUAUCCUGAUGAAUGGAAGCUUACAUACAUUCCAACUCACGCCAGAUGUCCACCAUGGAUCGUUGGUCUUGGAUUCGGCUACUUCAUGCACGUCAAUCGAAAUAAUACCAUUCAAAUACCAAAGAAAUAUCAAAUUCUUGGAUGGAUUAUGAGCUUUUCAAUUCUGCUAGCCAUAGUUUUUGGACCUUACUUCACCAUCAGUGCAAACGGUGAUGGAACAGUCCUUGAAGCCGCCUCAUACGAAGCUUGGAAACGUGUUUCAUGGGCUGUUGCUUUAGCGUGGAUUGUAUUUGCUUGUCAUUUUGGAUUCGGCGGAGUUAUCGAUGCAUUUUUGUCACAUCCAUUUUGGCAGCCAUUGGGGCGUUUGACAUUUGCUUUAUAUCUUAUUCAUAUGACAGUUGUGAGGGCCAACUUUGGAAUGAUACGCACCGAAUUGCAUUAUUCAAAUUAUGCAAUGAUUCUUUUGUUUUGGGGGUCUUUUGGGAUUUCACUUAUGGCUGCAAUUAUUGUAACAUUAGCCUUUGAGUCACCGGUUUUGGUAUUGGAAAAAUUCAUUUUUGGAAGGAUGAAAUCCAAUGCUGAGGAUGAUAGAAAUCAACAAAUUCACCAAAAUUUAUCCCGUCCAAAUGAUCUCUUUUUACAAAUGCCUAACAAGGACUUAUGA